AUGUCUCAGUUUCUCUUUGGGGACUGCCACUCCUAUGCCAUUGUGGGCCUGUCAAUCAAGAGGCCAGGACAUCCUUUGGCCAACGAAUGGGACUGGAAGCAAAGAGAAAAAGCUAUGCACUCUGUGAAGAGUCAGAUUCUUGUGACAGGAGUUAUCUUAUCGGGAGGUUUUAGCUCUGAUGUGUCUACCAGUGAUGGGAAAGACAGAACAUGUGGAGCUGCCUCUUUCAAGAAAAACCAGGAGAACGUUUCCAAAAAGAAGACAAUAUCUCUCCUUGAGUGUUUCACUCAGAUUUCCUUGGUCAUACUUUCUGGGGCUGCUGAAGCUUGCCUCCUUACAGUCAUGGCCUAUGACCGGUUCCAGGCUGUGUGCCACCCACUGCUGUACAUAGUGGCUAUGAACAGAAAGGUAUGUACUGGCCUGGUGGGAGCCUCCUGGGCCAUAGGAAUGGGGACUGGCCUGGUUAACACCAUCCUUCUGGCUCAGCAGCAUUUCUGUGGCCCCAACCUUGUCCACAGUUUUGCCUGUGAGCUCCCCCCAGUGCUCCCGUUGGCCUGUUCUGACCCCCACAUUAGUAUCGCCACCAUCCUGACCACCAUGGUGGUUCUGGGCCUUGGCACCUUUGUCCUAUCGCUGGGUUCCUAUACCCGUAUCAUCACAACAGCCCUGAGGAUCAACUCUGCCACGGGUCGAAGCAAGAUCUUCUCCACCUGCUCUUCUCAUUUUCUUGUUGUCACCAUCUUUUAUGGUUCAGGCAUUUUCAGGUACAUGACUCCAGCAUCCGGCUCAGCCCUGGAGCAAGUGCUCUCCGUGCAGUACAGUGUGGUGACCCCAUUGCUAAACCCCCUCAUCUACAGUCUGAAGAACCAGGAGGUGAAGGCAGCUCUGAGGAGGAUGCUGGCCAGGAAGCCCAGGCUUACCUUCUAA
Molecule: messenger RNA, 927 nt
Organism: Equus quagga
Lineage: Eukaryota; Metazoa; Chordata; Mammalia; Perissodactyla; Equidae
Gene: OR5BS1
Product: olfactory receptor 8S1
Exons: 4
Coding region: 1-927 (308 amino acids)
Biological process (GO): G protein-coupled receptor signaling pathway
Cellular component (GO): membrane
Molecular function (GO): olfactory receptor activity; G protein-coupled receptor activity
Source: RefSeq, a predicted model, not a curated record